CCAUGAUAGAAUAACUAUGAACAUUCUUUGAUAAUGUUUUAGUGUUUUUCACGUGCCUUGCAUGUUCAUCAAAACUAGUAGUAUUAAAAAGAUCAGUGGGAGUUUCUUGUAAUUUUACCUAAAAGGAGCACUAAAAUUUCAGUCCUCUUUCAUUACUUCCAAAUUUCUAGCUCCUCUCCAAACUCUCUCCUCAAUCUUCUCUUUCUCUCUUCAUUUGCGAAUUUCAGAUUGGAUUUUUGCUCACUCCGAUUCAACGCAUUUCCAAAACUACGCAAGUCAGAUCUAUUUUUUCUAAUGGCUUUAAUGGACAUGGAAACAAACUCAUCAACUUUCCCAAGUUCUUCUACUGCCCGAUGGAAGUAUGAUGUCUUUCUUAGUUUCAGAGGCGAGGACACCUGCUACAAGUUUAUGGGUCAUCUAUAUGAUGCUUUGACAUGGAAAGGCAUUAUCACCUAUAAGGACAAUGAAAAACUUGAGAGAGGAAAAGCCAUUUCAACAGAGCUUUUGAAAGCAAUUGAAGAAUCGAAAUUUGCUAUCCUCAUUCUCUCAGAAAACUAUGCAUCUUCAACUUGGUGCUUAGAUGAACUUGCAAAGAUCAUUAGCUGCAAAAAAGAGAUGGGAAUGAUAGUUCUGCCUAUUUUUCACUAUGUGGAACCAUCCGAUAUACGGAAACAAAUGGGAACUUUUGCACAGGCAUUUGUUAAACAUGAAGAAAAGGAGAGCAAAGAGAGGGUGGAGAAAUGGAGAGAUGCUUUGACACAAGCGGGCAACCUUCGCGGAUGGCAUUUAAAGGAUUAUUGGUCUGAGAUAGAAGACAUCAAAGACAUCGUAGGAUGGAUAUUGCUUCACUUGAAAUAUGAUGCAUUCCCAUACAUUACCAAGGACCUAGUAGGAAUAUACUCUCGAAUGGUGGAAUUUGAGUCGUAUUUAGCUAUAGGG
Molecule: messenger RNA, 939 nt
Organism: Quercus lobata
Lineage: Eukaryota; Viridiplantae; Streptophyta; Magnoliopsida; Fagales; Fagaceae
Product: toll/interleukin-1 receptor-like protein
Exons: 3
Biological process (GO): signal transduction
Source: RefSeq, a predicted model, not a curated record